This is a messenger RNA of Danaus chrysippus (African queen), 711 nucleotides long. Lineage: Eukaryota; Metazoa; Arthropoda; Insecta; Lepidoptera; Nymphalidae. The record is from the annotation of a GenBank genome assembly.
AUGGAGCCCCUGUUAUCAUCUGACGACAGCGGGGAUCGGGAUAUAAGGAGUUUAAAACAUCAGCUCACUGAAUUUGGUUUGGAAGAGGACAACUUAAGCAAAGGGGAAAUGUUGGAUUUGCUAAGGGCCCUCAAUUACUCCAAAGAAACAGCUCCAAAAGAGGAACAAGUUGAAACUUCUGAACAGAAUCCUGAGACUAAAGGAGGUACAACUGAAGCACCAGCUAAAGUUACUAUGAAAAGGCGAUACUUAAAUGUUACUGACAGGAGAAUGCCUUGGAGUCUCUUACCAAAUUUCACAGCUCCUGCUGAAAAAGCGAGGACUUUGGCUGUCUAUAUUAAACUGAUGUCUAUUAAUAGCUAUAGGCAGGCUCGUCAAUCUACAAACCUAGCGGUUUGGCCUCCACCAAUACAAAUAAUGGAGUCGACAAGAUCUCAACCUAUGAGGUCUACAAGAAGUGGACGCUCGGUACCAGUAUAUACUGGUUUUGAUGAUGAUUCUUCAGAUUUUGACACUAUUAUCACUAAGAAGAAACGCAAAGUGUCUAACAGUGACCACUGUGACAUGAACUAUUCCAAUAAAGUGGUAAGCCUAAAACGUAAACCAUCUAAAGACGAAAGCUUGAGACCAAUAAAAGAGGCAAAGAUCAUAGAGCUGAAAAAUGAUAUAAAGGAUUUCGUAAAAGCUGAUUUUUCAAUUAUUGAAGACUGA